This is a messenger RNA of Parascedosporium putredinis, 537 nucleotides long. The record is from the annotation of a GenBank genome assembly. Lineage: Eukaryota; Fungi; Ascomycota; Sordariomycetes; Microascales; Microascaceae.
AUGGACUCGUCUCCGCAAGGCUCACUACCCUUGCUCCCAUCUCAUUAUGUUGUCCUGGCCAUCUCUCCCACCCUCCUCACAUCAGCGGCCAACCCCACUUCGCUCCUCAAACAAGCCUACCAUCGUGCCCUCCUACAUAACCAUCCAGACAAGGACAGAAAACGAGCCGAGGCUGCCUGCGCCUACACCAUAGACCAGAUCUCAGCCGCGUACCGAACCCUGUCCGAUCCCACAGCUCGGUCCGCAUAUGAUGCAGCCCUCCGCCUCUCUAAUAACCCCGCCGUGAUUGGCGGGUCUGGCAUAGAAGGAGAUCCUGAUGCUGUCUUCCGCACUGGCGUCGAAUCUGUUGACCUAGAUGAUCUCAACUACGAUGAAAACAGCGCGACAUGGUCUAGGACUUGCCGAUGUGGCAAUGAGAAAGGGUUCACGUUUGGGGAGUUGGACUUAGAGGAAGCUUCAGAAGUUAGUGAGCUCGUCGUAGGCUGCAGCGACUGCAGUUUAUGGCUACGGGUGUACUUUGCAGUCCUCGAGGCGUAA